GCCCGCGGACCCCGCGGCUACCUCGCUCCCCGGGCUCCCCGGACCCGGAUUUGCAGACCCUUUAAAGGGUCCCCGUUGCCCUUCGCUGGGCCCUGCAGAACGGAAGGGGGGGUCCUGGACUUCGGUUCCAGACGGUGGGGAUCGGGAUGGUUUUCGUGCAGAUCCGAGAGGCCAAGGAGGGAGACUGUGGACAUAUUAUGAGGCUGAUUCGGGUGAAGUCUGCGAGCCCGAAACCGGGGUCUCACAGAGGGUCCACGUCGGGCUGGAGGGGCGGAGAGGGUGCGGAGGAGGAACUAGCCGAGUUCGAGAAACUUUCGGAUCAGGUGAAGAUCCGUGAAGAAGACUUGAGGGCAGAUGGCUUCGGAGAGAAUCCUUUCUAUCACUGUUUGGUAGCUGAGAGCCUUCCGGGCCCCGGGGAAUCACAGGGGCCCUGUGUGGUGGGCUACGGGCUAUACUACUUCAUCUACAGCACAUGGAAGGGGCGCAACGUUUAUCUGGAAGACAUCUAUGUUAAGCCGGAAUACCAGGGUCAGGGGAUUGGUUCCAAAAUUAUCAAAAAGGUGGCUGAGGUGGCCUUGGACAAGGGCUGUUCCCAGUUCCGCCUGUCAGUCCUGGACUGGAACAAGAGGGCCAUGGACUUGUACAAGGCCCUAGGAGCCCAAGAUCUGACGGAAGCUGAGGGCUGGCACUCCUUUCGCUUCGAAGGAGAGGUGAUGAGGAAGUUGGCAGGAAAGUGACUUCACCCCUUGGGGAUCUGGCUCUAUUUGAGCUUCUCCUUCCCCACCAGUUCCAGCACUGAGUAUCUCCACGGCCAAAGGCCUUCCGAAAGGAAAGAAGAGUUAGGAGUGCAUAUUCCUGAAGCUCGUAAAGAGCCAGAAUUGAGGGAAAGGUCUUUCCACCUCCUGACUGAGGAUGAAAAAUAAAUGAUAAGUACUAUCUCUUGA
Myotis myotis is the source of this 944-nucleotide messenger RNA. It is a transcript of the gene SAT2, whose product is annotated as spermidine/spermine N1-acetyltransferase family member 2. NCBI's taxonomy places the organism in Eukaryota, Metazoa, Chordata, Mammalia, Chiroptera, Vespertilionidae. Gene Ontology annotation, molecular function: N-acetyltransferase activity. The record is from RefSeq and is a predicted model, not a curated record. The coding region runs from base 147 to 737 and encodes 196 amino acids. The transcript is spliced from 6 exons.